AUGAGCUCGGCUAUUAUCCAGGAUCUGGUCAGCUCGGCGCGGCUAGUGCGCGAAGAUGCACAUUCACGCGUGCUUUGUUGGAUGGCAGAAAAGCCCUCUCAUGCUCUUUCUUUUGAAUCGAUGUUAAAGCUGUGGCGCGCACUUCUUCGCUCACUAUGGAUGACAGAUACCCCUGAGCGGCAGGAGGUGCUUACAGACAUUCUUUCGCGAUCGGCCAUUGAUACAUUGGGAGGCCCCGAAAGCGCAUCUGCACGUUUGUAUGGUGAUUCAUUUUGGAACUCCAUCGCCGCUGAAUGGGAAGCCUUGGAUAGCUUUCGAUUGGAUAAAUUUUAUCUUCUGAUGCGAAAGCUCGCCCCUUUGACGCUAAAUGCAGCACUACGAUUGGUAGAGCAUGGCCGCGUUGACGGAAAAAUGGUUCCCGCAUCCAUAAUUUUGUUUAUCAUUGACAAUCUGCUCUCUUUUUCUGACCGCUGUGAUCCCCUGCUGGCUCCGUUUGUAAAAUUGUAUCUAACAACAAAAAACGAGAUCAUCGCUUUGAGGAUAAAAGAGAAUAUCCUCAAUACUCUGCAGAACACCAGCCAGGCUCUUCCCCGUCUUUGUCACGAGAUCGCCAAGUCAGACAUUUCAGGGUACCAUGACGUUAUUAAUGUAUUAGGAGUAGCAAACGCAGGAAGGUGCUUUUUCAAAUCGCAACCCUAA
Mitosporidium daphniae is the source of this 699-nucleotide messenger RNA. RefSeq lists its product as uncharacterized. The transcript has a single exon. The record is from RefSeq and is a predicted model, not a curated record. Gene Ontology annotation, cellular component: preribosome, small subunit precursor. Gene Ontology annotation, biological process: rRNA processing. The coding region runs from base 1 to 699 and encodes 232 amino acids. NCBI's taxonomy places the organism in Eukaryota, Fungi, Microsporidia.